Gavialis gangeticus (Gharial) is the source of this 4316-nucleotide messenger RNA. It is a transcript of the gene CD2AP, whose product is annotated as CD2 associated protein. Bases 1 to 1938 code for a protein of 645 amino acids. Gene Ontology annotation, molecular function: protein binding. Lineage: Eukaryota; Metazoa; Chordata; Crocodylia; Gavialidae. The transcript has 18 exons. The record is from RefSeq and is a predicted model, not a curated record.
AUGCUUGACUACAUCGUGGAAUAUGAUUAUGAUGCAGUGCAUGACGACGAAUUAACGAUCCGAGUUGGGGAAAUCAUCAAAAAUGUGAAAAAAUUAGAAGAAGAAGGAUGGCUAGAAGGGGAGCUAAAUGGGAAAAGGGGCAUGUUCCCUGACAAUUUUGUAAAGGAAGUGAAGAAGGAUGCUGAACCCAAGGAUGACUGUUUGCCAGUCAAGAGGGAGAAGCCUGGAAAUGUUGCGAGCCUUGUGCAACGCAUGAGCACUUAUGGGCUUCCUGCAGGAGGAAUUCAAUUUCAUCCUCAAUCCAGAAGCCUCAAGAAGAAGUCCAAGAAGCGGCAGUGUAAAGUGCAGUUCGACUAUAUCCCGCAGAAUGAGGAUGAGCUGGAGCUCAAGCUUGGGGAUGUUAUUGACAUUAAUGAAGAGGUAGAAGAAGGCUGGUGGAGCGGAACACUAAAUGGCAAGUCAGGAUUAUUCCCUUCCAACUUUGUAAAAGAAUUAGAGUUGACAGAUGAUGGAGAAGCACAAGAUCCCGUGGAUGACACAGAGUCUGUUUUCACUGGUCCUACCUCACCUGUGGCCUCCUCCCCUGGGAAUGGAAACGAACCUGCAGUUGCAUCAGUAAUGCAGCCAAAGAAAAUCCGAGGCAUUGGAUUUGGAGACAUCUUCAAAGAAGGUUCGGUGAAACUGAAGACAAGAUUAUCCAGUAAUGAUUUUGAGGAAAAAAAGCAAGAAAAGCCAUUACCUAGUCAUUGCCCUGGACCAAAACUCAGCCACGCUACUAGUGUAAUUAAAGUAGAAGGUACACCAGAGGUGACAAAAGAAGCUGAAAGUAAGUCAAAAGCCAAGGAAUAUUGCAGGGCAAUAUGUGCCUAUGAAGGUUUAAAUGAAGAUGAACUUGCUUUUAAAGAAGGGGAGGUUAUCCAAAUAGUAAGUAAGGAUACUGGAGAAUCAGGAUGGUGGAGAGGAGAACUUAACAGUAAAGAAGGAGUCUUCCCAGACAACUUUGCUGUUCAAAUACAAGAGUCUGAUAAGGACUUUCCUAAGCCAAAGAAACCACCACCUCCUGUUAAAGGCCCAGCUCCAAAGCCUGACCUUCCAACUGGAGAGAAGAAAUUCAUUUCUCAUAGGUCUGAAGAAAAAGAUGACAAAGCAGCUGUGGAACAGAAGCCUUCUAAGCCAGUAGCUCCCCAAGUACCACCCAAGAAACCUAUUCCUCCUGGCAAAUCUAAUAACUUACUGAGAGCAGCGAUUUUACAUCCGAAACGACCAGAUAAACCAGUGUUGCCACCUCCUGUGUCCAAACCUAAUGGGGAUGUGGUUUCCCUUCGACCGAAGUCUGACAUUGAGCCAGUACUGAAGCCAAAGUUAGAUUCUGAACAAUUACCGCUUAGACCAAAAUCAGUAGAGGUAGAUUCAGUUGCAAUAAAGAGCUCUAAAGAACCAGAUCUCAUAAGCUUUGAUGAUGUAAUAGCUACCUCAAAUAAUCUAUCGCACCCUACUGCAAGCAGACCGAAGAUGCCUGGCAAGAGGCUGCCUGCUCGUUUCAAUGGCUGUAAUUCUACAAGUCAAAAUGUGAAUACAGAAAAAGUUGUGAAGGUUCAUAAGGAGGAAGAAGAAAGUGCCAAGACUAAGCCAUCUGAAAUGAAAAAGUCAUCUGUGUUGACUUCAGCACCUCCAUCUUCAUCUCCAAGACCAAAUUCUUUCAUACUCAAUUCUGCUGCUGCAGAAAUCAAAGUUAAAGGAGAAACUGAUGAUGGGAAAAAUUCUGUGGAAGAACUCAGGGCUCAGAUUAGUGAGUUGAUGAGUAUCAUAGAAGCACUGAAAAAAGAACAUGGGAAAGAACUGGAAAAACUAAAACAAGAUUUGGAGGAAGAGAAGGUGAUGCGAAGUAACUUGGAGGUUGAAAUAGAAAAGCUGAAGAAAGUGGUGAUGUCUACAUGAGCUGGCAUAGACUCGCAGUCUGUUACUUGCUAGGAAUUCAAGUCAAAAUACAAAAAGAACUGUUUUUUUACUUAAAUAAUGCUGGUUUUAGAGAAGAAAAAGAGUAAAAAGGAAUAUAGUCUUCUAUUCAGAGACAGAAGAAAAGAAAAUGAAUAAUGAUGUAAUUUUUUUUUAUUCUUAUUUUUUUGCCAAUAUCGAAGAGGCCUUAUUUCUUACUGUGCUGGAAUCGCAGACCUAUAUUUUCCGGUUUGCUUGAAAAUACUACUGAAUCUGUAUAAAAAGGAGAGGGAGUUCUUAAUAGAUUUUUAUUGAAUACUUGUAGUGUAAUUUUUAAAGAGAUCUAUACUAUAAAUAGGGUGAUUAUAUCUUUACAAGUAAUCUGUAAAAUAGUCUAUUGGGAGGGAUGGAGUAGCCUUAUAGUAAUUGUAGUCACUACUUUUUUCCCUACACAUGAAAGGGAAUAUAUGAUAUUUGUAUAUUAUUUUUUAAUUUUUAGCAUUCUUACCCAGGGUUACUCUGUUGUGCCUGUCUUCAGUGAGUAUUAAUAAUAUGCCAUUUUACAAUUUGGGUGAUAAAAUAGGAAUUUGUUAAUGCAAUGAAGCAAAUGGAUCACCUAUGCAUAGUAGUUCUAACAAUCAGAAUAUUUUCUUAGUGAACACUUUGUCACUUGCACUAUAGGAUUCAUGAAAGGGAUUUAUGAUCGAAUCAUAGGACUCUGCUAAAACAUGGAUAAUUUCUGAAACCGUAACACACAAAAAACCUAGAAGCAAGGCUAAAAUCCAUCCUUAACUCAACCUCUUGUGCCUAGAUAUUGCAGCACAUACAACAGCACAUGCAAAAUCAGCCUGAAGUCUGAAUUGCUUGGCUUUUGGGUAUUGAAGUCAUCACAGUCUCUAGUGGGUUUUUAAAAUAGUAAUAGUAUUGAGAGAUUUUUAUAAAUUUCCUUAAGAUGAAAUGCGACUUUCACAGACAGUCUCAGGCCUGUCUCACUCACGUGAACACAUAACUUCAAACAAUCUUUACAAUGGGUGGUAUUUUCCUGGGAGUGAUGCUAGAUAAACUCUCUGGACUCUUCUACAAAUGAGUGUUAUUCUUGCCAUAAACAAUAUAUUAAAGAAAUGUGUAUUUUCACAUGACUGACUGAAGCACCUCCUUUUGACCUCACUGUCCUAACUCCAAUGCAAUAUCUUUUAUGUAUUUCCCCAUAGAGAAAAAAGGCUCAAAACCCAUGAGUCGCAUGAUGCUUUCACCCCAGGAGGAAUUAGUCUCAGAAUGGUCAGUGUUGGAAAAUAAUUCCCUGCUCUUUCUCCCCACAUCUCAUGUUGUCCACAUCUGGUAUAGAGCUACACUAUUCCAGUCUUUUUAAAUAGGAAGGUUAAUUAAACGCUUUGCUUUAGUUAAGCAACAGCUUCAUUUGUUAUUGAUGUAGCAGAAUUUAGAUGGCAAAGGCAUGCCCCAUAGUUUGAUAAGUUCAUCAGGAAGUAGUCAUGAUUUGUAAGAGAACAUUUAGAUUUCUACUCCCAGAAAUAUGCAUAGGCAUAGUAAUAAUGUAAUACAUCACUUCAGCAAGAAAACAAGAGCAUAAUAACUUGUGAAAACACUUUUCCAUAAUUGGCUCACAGUAAGUGGCAAAUAUAUGAGAGUCAAUUGAGUGAUGUUAGACCAUAGUUGUUGAUUUAUUCAUCAUGAAAUCUAAUAGCAUAUAAUAUAUAUACAGGUUUUAGGCUAUAUUUUCAAGAUGCAUUGCUAAUUAGCUGAUUCAUUAUUAAUUCUUAAUUGUCUAGAUACAUCACAAAUGAAGACUUGAGCCAGAUCUUUAUAUCCAGGAGUAACAUGCAGCUGUAGUGCUUCUAUCAGACACUAAGCUUUCUUAGAACUCUUUUACCUCUUUAAGUCUGAUGAUGCAAAAGAAGAAAUGAACAUAAUACAAUAGAGUAUCCUCUAUUUUAUGAGCUCUUUACUGUGAUCAGAGCAUAAAAUGAAUCUUGUGAUAAAUUGCUCUAUGAUAAUUUUGUCUGCGUUUAAGCUUGUAGCAGACAAGCAGAACAAGACAAUCAGUUAAAUCAGAUAUGAAAGGUGUUAAUUAUUUAAUGGCCUUUUUUUUUUUGCUGUAGCAAUAAAUGACCAAGUGCAAUGACUGAUUUAAUAAAAAUCAUCUUUUAAAAGCUGCUGCUAUGAGUGUUUUUAGCCAUAAAGAAGUUGCCCUAAUAUGUGUCUGUCUUUUCAAUGGUUAGCAUUGUGUACCACACCAGAUGUGGUGGGGUGAUAAAGUACAAAUUCCUUAAAGCAUUAUGCUUCACCGACUCGUUUACAGGUGCUGUAAAAUGAUGCAUGUUAUCAAAACUCCAGCAAAUAAAGUCACUGUUGGAAUACUUGUG